Seminavis robusta is the source of this 5021-nucleotide messenger RNA. NCBI's taxonomy places the organism in Eukaryota, Bacillariophyta, Bacillariophyceae, Naviculales, Naviculaceae. The record is from the annotation of a GenBank genome assembly.
ACGAGUCAAACAGGAAUGAUUUCAGCCACCCAAAGCCAAGGGAAGAGAAGAACGAAAAAAUGAGGAAGAAGGAAAACUUUGCAAGACCACUGGCAUCCCGUUUCACUCCUCCUUGGCAGCAUAAAAAGGGCCAAAGACGAGCAGCUUGAGUAGCAACAGUCAAGAAAGGACCAGAAAGAGAAGAAGGGAAAGGAUAAGUAUCUAAUCAUGACAGUUGCAUCGAAAGAGCACCAAGGAGAAGCAGAACUGGUUGUCCCAGAGAGGCAGCCUGCUACUUCUACUCAUCAGAGUCGAAAGAAAAGUGGAGUGGCCGCCGAUGCGUCUUUUUUGGAGACAUUGGAUCAGACGUCGUCUGUGUUGGAUCUUCACCGAAGCAACUUGCUGCGUCUUCAGACUCAAGAAUUGGUCGAGGAGUGUGCUCUAGUGGGUUCUAGUAAGCGACUUCCUUCUUGGACUGCCUUGGUGGGGCCCUUUGUCGAUCAAUUGACGUUGCUACUCGGCCAGGUUCAACUCCACAAAGUCAACAAGGAGACACUCGAGACUUGUCCGUUUGACAUUCCAUCUCUGCAUGUACAAGCUGACAAACAGCAAAAGCUCCUGGAAUCCUUCCACAACUUGAAAAAGAAGAAUCAGCCAUUGCAAGUCGACUCCUUUCAGCCUCCCACUACUGCUCAAGCCACGCAGGCAUUGCAACUCAUUGAGUCUUGCGAUGCGCUUACCAAAGCCAGUGGCAAUGCCAACGUCCUUCCCACCUUUUCCCUCACGGUCAAAAUGCCAACCACACUGUGGGACCAAAAAGAUUUUCGAAAUGAAAAGUACUUUUCCAAACGCAACGUGUUGGUCUGGCACGUGGCACAGUCCUUGGCGCACAACAAGAAACAUCGCAAUAAAGUAGGGACUGUCUACUGGAAAUACGAACGCAAUGACAAACGAAAAGCCUGUCUCGUGAUCAUUCCACCUGUCACCGCCACAAACAACAAUAACAACUCCAAACAGAAGAACAAGAACAAGAAGAAACAAAAAGUGGAACCAUCCAUGAUGAAGACACCCAAGUUUCGCAUUCAGAUACGCUUUGAAAUGGAAUCCAUCGAUUGGAUUCCACCCAUUCGACUCAUUCCAAACCGAAACAACAUUCCCAACAACAACCACAAAGACGACAACAAUGCUGUAACAACACUCGGGAGUCCCUUGUACAAUCAGGCACUGCUGGAAGAUGCCUACCAUGCAUUCUUGCCACACCAACACCAACAACAGCGUGCCAAUGACAGUGGCGACGGUGAUAGUGACAGUGAUGACGAUGAAGAAGAAGAACACUACCCACAUUGGGCACAAGCUGUGGUGUUGCUCAAAAUAUGGUGUUUGCAACGGGGGCUGCUAAGAGCCCAUGAUGGAUUAGAGACGGAUCAACUCGCACUCCUCAUACUCUAUCUGUACAGAACCAAACAAGCCAAUGCCAGAAUGGCACCGCUCCAAGUCAUGGCCGUCGUAUUCAAGUGCUUGGCGCAAACACAGUGGAUGGAUGAUACUAUGCAUACUUUCAACAACAACAAUACACUGCAAGACGAACAAGACAACUUACGACGUCACAGUCCCGGAGAAGCCCUGUCGGCCUAUGGGAUGGAUACCAAUCCAAAUAAACGCACCACCAAACGGGCCGUGUUGGUCAUGCCCGCACACGGCAAGAACGAAGCACAAACCAUUGCCAUGGCCAAAUUGGCCAAACUAUAUGCCCAACAGACCAAGGAAAAUGCCAACAAGGGAGAACCAUCCACACUGCUGGAAGUCUAUCGGCGACAUGCUCCAAGUCCCGUCUUUCUCGAUUCGACCAUGCGAUACAAUUACUUUGGGCGGUUGUCGCCAUCUUUUAUGCAACAAGCCCAAUUGGAAGCCGCUCGAUCCUUGCAGUAUUUACACAGUCCAUCCAUGAUAUCUUCCAAUAGCAACAAUCCAUCAUCCUCAUCUAUGAUAGUAGAAGAUCCCUUUGGAUGUCUCUUCAUGACACCGGCACGAUUCUGGGAUAGAUUUGAUCUCUAUUUCCAGAUUCCCUUGAAAGCCUUGCGACGGCCCAGUGCCGGUAAUACAAAAAUGAUGAAGAGUGUGUGGUCGCCAGGACAACAAGUCGAUUUGGGGGGACCGUUCGAGGCAGCCGCCAGAGCCAUUCGGAUUGUCCUGCAACGGGCAUUGGGAGAUCGAGUACGAUCCAUGCGAAUUCUGUCCACGGGAAAUGGAACGUCGCAGCAGUCUCAUGAUGACUCGGAUCAAUUGCCACUCCACGAAGUUAGCGGCGGCAAAUCUGCCAAGUCGACAACCACAACAAACAACGCGUCGCCCAUUGGAGACGACAACCUUGUCUUUGGGAUUUCGCUCAAUGUGGACACUUGUGCUCGGAUCGUCGAUCGGGGACCACCUCCAGAACAGACAGAGGCAGUACAGGCGUUUGUAGAUUUGUGGGGAGACAAAGCGGAGCUACGACGAUUCAAGGAUGGAGCCAUUGUCAAGGCUGUCGUGUGGAACACGACCGAUAAGGAACUAUCGUCGUCCACGACCGUUCGGUACCAAAAUGAGGACACCAUCCAUGGAGGAAUUGUGGAGCGGAUUGUCCACUACAUGCUUCAGAGGCACUUUCUUUCGUCACUUUCAGCAGGAAAGAAACAAAAGACACAGUCCCAGGAGCUGGUAAAGAGAUCGGCACUUCGCGACAUGACCAGUUUUAUCAGUGGUGUGGUUCCCGACGAAGCUGCAAAGCAAGCAAAUGAUCCUGCAGCAAGUCCUUGGUUCACCAAUCCUGCACACGCUCAUCGUUGCGUCAUGAAAGCCUUCGAGGCUCUAGCGAGCUUCUUGAAGGAGCAUAGCCUGCCCACAGUGCCGGUCCCGGGUUCGUUGGAAGAAAAGACCUCCAGACUGUGUAUUCCUUUGGCCAUUGACGCCGUGGAGCCCUUGAGUCCAUGUCUGAGAUACUCCGAGCUAUUCCCGCCCAUUCCCCACCCUUUCCUUGGCAGUGCCGACGUGAAGGGAAUAAAGAAGGCUUCUAGUGUCAUUGGGUUUGAACCAGUCUGCAUUCAGAUUCGCUUUGGCGCGUCUUCGAAAUGGCCCACAGACCUGAAAGCCAUUGGUGCAGCCAAGACAGCCAUGUUGAUCCAACUCGCCAAUGGAAUCGAAGACAUGAUCUCUGCUGGAAGUCGUGAUGGAUUUGAGGGGCCCAUUGUGGUUACACCGAGCUACUUGGAGCUUGGCUUUCGGGGGUAUGCCUUCCGCUUGAAGGUCAGGGCAGACCCUGAGAUCCGAUUGCUAAGGGGUCUAUUCGAACCAAGUACGGAAGCAACGGCCCUGUUAAAGGCAUUGACUCGAGAACACAUUGUUUCGGCUAUGCAUCACUCCAUGAUCCAUGCUGUUCACACCAAGCACCCCUCUGCCGGUGGUGUUGUGCGUCUAGCUAUGAGAUGGUGUGCGGGACACCUGUUUUCCGGUCACAUUCCACAGGAAGCCGUGGAGCUGUUGGUGGCGAAGGUUUACACCGAUCAAAGCUCACCUUUGGGAGCUCCAGGCUCGGUGGCUGCUGGUUUUCUGCGGUUCUUGCAGCUGCUGGAGUCUCACGACUGGGUUCGUCAACCCCUGAUUGUGGACCCACACAGUCUUAUCGACGACGGAGAUAGAGCUGCAAUCCAUUCUCGUUUUGAUCAAGUUCGAGGACCAAACCAUGAAAGGGGGCCUCCUCUGUACAUCAUCUCUCCAUGUGAUCGUCAAGGUAUCGACGACGCUCCGACUCUCGCCGAUGUGAACAUCGCUACGAAGCCGACAACCAACAACAGCAACCGUCUCAACAAAGAGGGGGCGAUCUGGAACCCGAGUUUCACCACCAAUGCGCCUGAGAGAGUGAUCCUCGCCAGAGCUAUUGCAUUGGCGCGGAAAUCACGAGAAUUUCUGGUUUCGAAAUUGACUCGGUUUGAUACAGUCGGUUGGCACACCGCUUUCCAAGAGUCGGAGGCCUCGUUCAAAAACUAUGAUGCGCUGCUGCGGGUAGAUGCUGACCUCGUCGUCGAUGCCGGGUCGUCUUCAAAGUCAAUAGAGACUGAGGACUUUGCUGCUGUGUCUGGCACCGAAAUCCCUGAGACGGUCUUCACCAAGAGUAUCCAGGAAAGGUUCUCGGGACCGAAACGCCUUCGCGUCAAGCUGUACCGGAACAUGCGGAACGAAGAAAGCGACCAAGUCUUGUACAGUUUCAUGCCGGUGGACGCCCUUGUGGAAUCACUGCGAAAGAACUUUGGAUCGCUUGCGCUGUUCUUCUACAACAGUCUCUGUCCGGAGGUCAUUGGCAUUGCUUGGCGUCGUCCGCAAGCUUUUGAGUCGCGUCCGUUUUCUGCAAUGAACUCAGAGUAUGCACAACCGUGUGUGGCUGUUGGCUGGAAGCAAGACACAAUGAUGAUUCUCAAUGCGAGCGACGUCCUCCGAGAAAUGCGCCAGUACUUUGAAGGAUUGGUUACCACCGUGAAGGUUUUCCGAGCUCCAGUUGUACAGCAACCGCCAAAACAUCAGACACAGGCAAUCCACGAGAAAAAACGCAAGGUGGAACAGUCCGACGAUGACGACGAAAGCUCAGAUUCAGACUCGGAUUCUGAUUCGGACUAAGACUCCACCUACAAAUCACAAGCUCGGUCUAAACGUGUAACUGCUGCUGUGGUGGCUGCUCUGAAUAUAUGCAUGGCAUUGUAGUAGCAGAGUGCAAGGAAAGUUCAUCACUAGCCAAUUAUCAAUAGCUGGUUUCUGUACCGUACCAAUAGAUAGUCAAACGAUGGCCAACAUGUCGAUCAUGGUCUGCUUGCCAAUUGGAACCUUUGUCUGCAGCGGUACAGUCGUACGGAUUUUAAGAGAAAAGAGCAUGGAGCAUUUUUAUUAAGUCUUUUCGAAAGCUUUUAUUAAAUCUUUCACUCCAAUGCGGUUCUUGCGACGGGAUACAGCUUACAACUCAGCUUUACAGCUUUACAAUUAGCAGGCUUAUUCUAGAAAAUAAUCAAUAACUGCUC